Neurospora tetrasperma FGSC 2508 is the source of this 1942-nucleotide messenger RNA. RefSeq lists its product as uncharacterized. The coding region runs from base 1 to 1905 and encodes 634 amino acids. NCBI's taxonomy places the organism in Eukaryota, Fungi, Ascomycota, Sordariomycetes, Sordariales, Sordariaceae. The record is from RefSeq and is a predicted model, not a curated record. The transcript has 5 exons.
AUGGUUGUCAAGUGUGUCGCACACGAAGAAUCAAGAGCAAGGAAACAAUGUCCCGGGUACAAGGAUGACUUCGACCUAGUCUUCCGUAAUGUUACCAAAGCAACAGAACGAAGGGUCCAGAGAGCCAACAAGAAGGGAAAGCAAAAGAUGUCAGCAGGGAGUGAUGGCUCCAGCUCAGGAUCAGGCGCCCCAAGGUCAUAUUCAAGUCCAGGAGCAUCAUCGUCAUCAUCUAGCGUCGACAGGAAGCGGCACUUUUCUCUCACAUCUACGGCGCGGAAGGCAGUCAGGUCACCUUUCGAGCUUGCGGUCAUACCGGCCAUUCAAAUCCCCACCGAGACGCAGGCAUCAUGUCACUUUGUAUCCAACUUUGUGCUCAUUCCCCGCCAGGGAACAACGAGAGGGUUCAUGGACUAUCUGAUCCCACUCAUGAAAACCGAGACGAUGUCAUCGGCACCCCAUCUCCAGUUUGCUUUUAAUGCUUGUGCACUGGCUUCGCUGGGAAACAGAGUCAAGAGCGACGGGAUCGACUUUGUUGCGAGCGCACAUGGAGAGUAUGCAAAGGCCUUGAGAGCCACUCAGGCCGCAUUGGUGGAUCGAGUCAAGUGCACAUCUGAUUCGGUAUUGGCGACGGUGUUACUUUUGGCUGUUCAUCGCCGUGCGAACACAGCAGGCAAGGACAACAAGUUUGCAGACGGAUCAUCACACAAGAGUCUCCGCGCCGAAGUAACUCGCAUGAUGACGCACGGGAUUGCCGCGAGCGCCGCCGGUACCUCCCCUUCCUCUCCCUCCUCUCCUCGCUCAUCCUCAGCACAAUCCUCACCUUCUUCCACCUACGAACAACGAACCGCCCAAAUACUCUCCUUAAUGCGGCGCUCCCAAGACCUCGACCGCGCCAUCGUCGACUGGAUGGCCUGCCUUCCGCCGCACUGGCACUACCGCACCCUGUGCUGGCAAAACUACGUCGCCAACACCGACUACGCCCACGCCGAGGUAUUCCCGGGCCGCGUGGACGUGUACAAUGACGUUUGGAUCGCCUCGGUAUGGAAUAUGGCGCGCGUCACGCGGCUGAUUCUCGCUAGCAUCACAGUUCGCUGCGCGGCAUGGGCGUGUAGUCCCGUUGACUACCGGACCACCCCCGAGUACGCGCAUAGUGCCACGGUGUGUGCUGAGGUUAUUGGCGAUGUGCUAGCGAGCGUGCCGUAUCAUUUAGGAUGGCAUUAUCGGACGAAGAAGAGGAGGCAGCAGGGUCAGGGGAAGGGUCAGGAUCGUAGUAAUCGAAAUUGGAAUGAUCAUGAUCAUGAUGAUGAUGAGGAGGAGGGGGAGGAGGAGGAUGGCGAGGACGAUGAACAAAAAGAGGAACAGUUGUCUGGAUUUGGAUGUGGCGAGGACGAUGAUGGGAUAAAAGGACUGUCUGGGUACUUUUUAACGUGGCCGUUGGCAUGUGUCAUGGGGCAGGAUUAUUUGACGGAGGAUCAGAGGACGUGGGUGAGGGGGAGACUGAGGUAUAUCGGUCAGGAGCUGGGGAUCCGGUAUGCCAAUAUUCUGGCGCAGCUACAAGUACGCAUCCCGUCAAUGCUCAUCCGCCGCGACGGUCUUAUGGCCCAACCAUACCCCAAUGUCCAAGAUUUUCAAUCUCUUAUCUCCUUGGCGAGGAAUUCACCACCGAUCCAGCCGGGAUACUCGCUCAAUCCGAUACAGGAAAGAGAGAGGAUGCAAAUGGAGUUUAUGGAACUGAAGAAGAAAGAACUGCUGGCAAAAGCGACUGGUGUAGCAGGGAAGGGGGGACGAUACGAUGAGACCACGAAUAAGUCUGAGCGAAUAGGGAACAAUGACGCCAACAGCGAGGAGAGACGUGAAGAGGAGGAGAAGGUCAUGGUUGUUGCAAGAAAGUGGCUUACUGUUUGAAUGAGAGGACUUGGACGGAUUUUCCCGGGAAUUUGGG